Messenger RNA from Orbicella faveolata, 4281 nucleotides. RefSeq names its product RNA-binding protein 28-like. Gene Ontology annotation, cellular component: nucleolus. Lineage: Eukaryota; Metazoa; Cnidaria; Anthozoa; Scleractinia; Merulinidae. The record is from RefSeq and is a predicted model, not a curated record. Gene Ontology annotation, molecular function: mRNA binding.
AUGGCGGAAGAUGGCAAAGAGCAGAGUAAAUCGAAAGAUCGGUCAGUUGUUUCCCAAAAGGUGCUUUUUGUGCGCAAUCUACCCUUUUCUACGACGGAUCAAGAUCUUGAGAAUAUCUUUAGUGAGGUUGGACCCAUCAAGCGUUGUUUUGUCAUUCGAGAUAAAGGAGCCAAGAGCUUGUGUCGUGGAUUUGGCUAUGUCACUUUUGCUCUAGCAGAUGAUGCACAAAAAGCUAUCGAUGUUGUGAAAACAUUUGGGGGACGGCAACUCAGUGUCUGUUUUGCUGAUAAGAAACCCAAACAUGAAAAAAGGAAAAUGAAACAAGGAGAAAAUCCUGAAGAUAACAAAGAGAAAGAAGAGGAAGAAAUGUCCCCUGAUGAAGAUGAAGUGCCACCAAAAAAGAAACUUAAAAGUAGCAAACAAGAGGAGAAUAACAACACUCAGAAGAGAGCAGCAGGAAAUGAUUUAGGCAGAACUGUUGUACUAACAAAACUUGCCACAGACAUCAAUCAAAACCACAUCAGGAAAAAAUGUCGAAAGAUUGGAGCUGUAGAAAAAGUUACUUACCCCGUUGAGGGCAGGGAAGAACCAACUGCAUUUGUGAUUUUUCAGUCCCACAAAGAUGCAAGAGAAGCCAUGAAGAAACUGAAUGGCAAGAUUUUUAAGGGCAAUGUCAUUGAAGUUUUCCUUCUCUCCAGAGAAGGGAAGACUCCCAGUCUGAAGUCUAUGAAAAAGUCCAAGGUUAUCAUCCGAAACUUGUCAUUCAAAUGUAAAGAAAAUGACAUCAGGAAAUUUUUCUCUCAGUAUGGACAGGUAACUGAAGUACACAUUCCAACCAAGUUAGAAGGCAAACGAAAGCGAAGCCUUGGCUUUGGGUUUGUACAGUUCUCCAGUGUGUUUGAGGCUGCAAAAGCUAUCAAGGAGGCAAACUUGAAGGAGAUUGCUGGCAGGCCUGUGGCUGUAGACUGGGCCCUGGCUAAAAGUGUUUAUGAGACUAAGAAAGGCCAGGAAGAUGAAAAUGCUGACAAAGAGGAAAGUGACCAUGAAGACAGAGAGGAGGACGAAGAAGAUGCCGAGGAUGUUUCCGAUAAUGAAUCUGAUGUUGACUCGAGUGAAGGCAAGCUUGGUCAUUCUGACAGCGAAGAUGAAAACGAAGAAGGAACUAAAGACAGCGAUGAAGAGCUCAGACGAAGAGAAACACAGACAAAGAAAUCCAAACAACCUUCUGACGUUAAAGAAGGCAAGACCUUGUUCAUUCGCAACAUUUCGUUUGACUCCAGCGAGGAAUCGCUUCACGCGCUGUUUGAACAGUUUGGCGAGAUAGACUACUGCAAAAUAUUAGAGGACAAACGAACGGGGCACAGUCGAGGAAUGGCUUUCGUGAAGUACAAAAUGGUGGAAAGCGCUGAGCAGUGCCUGGAGGAAGCUUGCAAUGAGGGCUCAGGUUAUCCAAUUCGUGGGCCGCCAUCUUGGAUAAUAGUAUGCGCCAGCGAUAGAUAUGCAGCGGAUUUCGAUUAUAGGGAUUCUACUUCGUACAUGGUUCAUGAAAUAUCAUUUGGACAAUUCAACAUGGCGGAAGAUGCUAAGGAGCAGAGUAUAUCGAAAGAUCGGUCAGUUGUUUCCCAAAAGGUGCUUUUUGUGCGCAAUCUACCCUUUUCUACGACGGAUCAAGAUCUUGAGAAUAUCUUUAGUGAGGUUGGACCCAUCAAGCGUUGUUUUGUCAUUCGAGAUAAAGGAGCCAAGAGCUUGUGUCGUGGAUUUGGCUAUGUCACUUUUGCUCUAGCAGAUGAUGCACAAAAAGCUAUCGAUGUUGUGAAAACAUUUGGGGGACGGCAACUCAGUGUCUGUUUUGCUGAUAAGAAACCCAAACAUGAAAAAAGGAAAAUGACACAAGGAGAAAAUCCUGAAGAUAACAAAGAGAAAGAAGAGGAAGAAAUGUCCCCUGAUGAAGAUGAAGUGCCACCAAAAAAGAAACUUAAAAGUAGCAAACAAGAGGAGAAUAACAACACUCAGAAGAGAGCAGCAGGAAAUGAUUUAGGCAGAACUGUUGUACUAACAAAACUUGCCACAGACAUCAAUCAAAACCACAUCAGGAAAAAAUGUCGAAAGAUUGGAGCUGUAGAAAAAGUUACUUACCCCGUUGAGGGCAGGGAAGAACCAACUGCAUUUGUGAUUUUUCAGUCCCACAAAGAUGCAAGAGAAGCCAUGAAGAAACUGAAUGGCAAGAUUUUUAAGGGCAAUGUCAUUGAGGUUUUCCUUCUCUCCAGAGAAGGGAAGACUCCCAGUCUGAAGUCUAUGAAAAAGUCCAAGGUUAUCAUCCGAAACUUGUCAUUCAAAUGUAAAGAAAAUGACAUCAGGAAAUUUUUCUCUCAGUAUGGACAGGUAACUGAAGUACACAUUCCAACCAAGUUAGAAGGCAAACGAAAGCGAAGCCUUGGCUUUGGGUUUGUACAGUUCUCCAGUGUGUUUGAGGCUGCAAAAGCUAUCAAGGAGGCAAACUUGAAGGAGAUUGCUGGCAGGCCUGUGGCUGUAGACUGGGCCCUGGCUAAAAGUGUUUAUGAGACUAAGAAAGGCCAGGAAGAUGAAAAUGCUGACAAAGAGGAAAGUGACCAUGAAGACAGAGAGGAGGACGAAGAAGAUGCCGAGGAUGUUUCCGGUAAUGAAUCUGAUGUUGACUCGAGUGAAGGCAAGCUUGGCCAUUCUGACAACGAAGAUGAAAACGAAGAAGGAACUAAAGACAGCGAUGAAGAGCUCAGACGAAGAGAAACACAGACAAAGAAAUCCAAACAACCCUCUGACGUUAAAGAAGGCAAGACCUUGUUCAUUCGCAACAUUUCGUUUGACUCCAGCGAGGAAUCGCUUCACGCGCUGUUUGAACAGUUUGGCGAGAUAGACUACUGCAAAAUAUUAGAGGACAAACGAACGGGGCACAGUCGAGGAAUGGCUUUCGUGAAGUACAAAAUGGUGGAAAGCGCUGAGCAGUGCCUGGAGGAAGCUUGCAAUGAGGGCUCAGCACUUUCCUUGGACAAUUUUACGCUGAAUGUCACCAAGGCAGUUACGCGAGGAAAGGCGGCAGAACUGGCAAAAGAAAAGAAGAUGGAAGGAAACAGAGAGGCCAAGGACAAACGAAAUUUGUACCUCGCUAAAGAGGGUCUCAUCUUACCAGGCUCGACCGCCGCGGAGGGUUUGUCUAAAGCUGAUCUGCUAAAGAGACAAAAAGCUGAAAAGGAGAAGAAAGUGAAGCUAGAAAAUCCCAACUACUUUGUGUCUCAGACCAGGCUUUGUGUCCGAAACCUUGCCCUGAACGUUGACGAUAAAAAAUUGAAAGAAAUCUUCAGCACCGCCGCAGGAAGGAGAUCUCAUGUGCAGAAAGUGCUGAUUAUCCGAAGUAAGGAUCGCUUGGACAGCUCAGGCCGCGGGCGCUCUAUGGGAUAUGGGUUCGUGGAAUUCGCCAAUCACAAAGACGCUCUAGCAGCCUUGCGAGCGACCAAUAAUAAUCCAGCUAUAUUUGGCGCGGACCGUCGGCCAAUCGUUGAGUUUGCUUUGGAGAACAGCCUCGUUCUCAAAACGAAGCAGCGGCGGUCGCAGAAGGCUCAACAAAGGCAGCAUCAGGCCAUGGAAGAGCAUGCGCGUGAUGGGCAGCCGAAGACAAACAAGGAGAGGAGACUGGAGAAGAAUCAGAAGCGAAGAGAAAAGCGACAAAGAAAGAGGGAAGCAAAAAAGAUGAGAAAACUAGAACAAGCAAAGGACGGUGAAGGUGGCCAAAUAUCCGACCUUAGCAACGGAAUGAAAAAGACAGAGAAAAGUGCAAAUGUAACGCUAUCAAAAGUGAAGAAAGUAAAUUUUUCACCAAGAACGGUCUUUGCAGCUUCUGGAAAGAUGAAACUUGAUAAAAAGAAUCAACAAAAGAGCAGACAAUUUUCUUUAGUGCCUGCUGAAGUCAACAAAUCGGAUAUAAAGCCUCCCACUAUGAAGAACAAGUCUUCGGCACCUCACAAGGUGAAGAAACCUUCAAAAGAAACAAGAAACAUUGAAUCCAGUCUCAACAAAACCUCCGGAAUGCCGAAUAGAAAGAGAAAAGGCGCAUGGAAAAAAGAACAAGAGACAAAAGAUGAAUCGAAGUUCUCUGAAAUGGUGUCCAAGUAUAAAAACAAACUUUUCGGAAUGACCGAUAGCGAAUCGUCCGCAAAACGAUCACGGUGGUUCCAGUGAUUAAGUUAUUUGUGACAAUGUCUACUUCAAAAUGAGUUUUUGGGUGUGUGUAAGCCAGCGAGCGAUCUA